Messenger RNA from Gaeumannomyces tritici R3-111a-1, 4143 nucleotides. RefSeq lists its product as hypothetical. The record is from RefSeq and is a predicted model, not a curated record. The transcript has a single exon. Gene Ontology annotation, molecular function: RNA binding. Gene Ontology annotation, biological process: exon-exon junction complex disassembly. Lineage: Eukaryota; Fungi; Ascomycota; Sordariomycetes; Magnaporthales; Magnaporthaceae. Gene Ontology annotation, cellular component: cytoplasm; exon-exon junction complex. Bases 311 to 952 code for a protein of 213 amino acids.
AGCGGGGUGCACAACCUCAGCAUUUGAACGGGUGGCACCUGCUCGAACAUCAAGCUCGGGCACUCAGUUCGACUUGGUCUGAGGAGAUGAUUGUUUCUCUCCGCCAGCUCCUUCUACGCCCCUCCAAGUUCUGCUGCAAUGCGCUGCGCAGUUCUCACCACAACUUCUGAGAUGCAUCGCCCAUGAUGAAAUAAAUACCAUACACGCCCCUACCGAGCAAACCCAAUCCCCAGUCCACGCUCUCAACCACCGCACUCACGAGUCACACCCACCGUCACCAAAUCGGACUCUUAACAAGGCCUUCCCCACGAUGCCUUCGGAGGCAGUGCCCUCGGUGUCGGGCAUCAUCACUGACGACGACGGCCAACGCCACAUCCCCGAGUCAACCAGGGCCGACGGCAGCACGCGCAAGGCCAUCAAGAUACGCCCGGGAUACAGGCCCCCCGAGGACGUCGAGCUGUACAAGAACCGCACCGCCGAGGCCUUCCGCAACCGCGGCAAGAGCGCCGGCAUCCCCGGCGCCGAGGGCCUGAAGGAGAGCGCCCCCGCCGGCGGGGCCUCGUCCGCCGCCAGCAACAAGAACGCCAAGAGGCGCGAGGCUCGCAAGAAGGCCAAGGCCGCCGAGGACGGACCCACACCGCCCGCCGGCGCCGCUGGCAAGGAUGGGGCGGCCGCGGCCGCGGCAGAAGCCCCCGAUGCCGCGCAGCCGCAGGAGGCGAACCCCGAGGCUGAGAAGGAGAAGAAGGUUAGGAACCUGAGGAAGAAACUCAAGCAGGCUAGGGAGCUCGAGCAGAAGAAGGAGGACGGAGGCUCGCUCCUCCCUGAGCAGAUCGCCAAGGUGAUCAAGAUCAACGAGCUUGUCAGGGAGCUUCAGGCCCUCGGCAUCGACACGGCCAGCGAGAGCAAGGAGACGAAGGACACAAAGGACUCGGGCCCAACCAAUGAGAAGUGAGCCGUUCACAGGCCGCUCACGUUUUUUGUCAGACAUGCUAUCUCUCGCCCUUCGGAUCCUCCAGCUCACCCAGCGGUGGUCACGUUUCUGGAGCGGAGCGCCGAGUCCCUCCGACUCCAACCGACCACGUGAUCGCUCACCUCGCCUGCAGCCAGACCGUCUCUUCUGUCGGGCGAGCGCUGUCAAAGACGUAUUAGUGCACCUGCGGGAAGGUUGGGUGACAUUGAAGUGUCACUUGGACCAUGCAGGUCUGGCUGCAGGCCCCGGAUGCCCGAGGGUGGCAGCCGACAAGGCGGCAAUGCACCAUGUUUUUUCCACCUACGGAAACGCCGGGCCCAACCGCUGACCCGCACUGGGCUUUCACUGGGACCGUCGCUGGGGGCACUGGGGGCACAUGCAAUAUCUAUAGAGAAUGCCGCACGCAGCUGGGUCUCAUAUUAAGCACGACAUUGGGUCUGGUAUAACGAGGGAUAUCAAAUGAAGAUAAAGGAAGCAAGCCAAAAAAAAAGAAAAAAAAAAGAGAAAGAAACAAAGGGAAACAUGGAAAGGAGUGUGAACAGGCAGCGGGCAGAAGACCCCAAGCCUCGUCAGUCUCGCAAAAAGAUUGGUGUUGUCACCCCCCCGUCUGCCCAGCUAGUGCUGUGGUCGAGCAACUGCCGUGAGUGCUGAAUCACCUGGCCGCUCCCAACACCUUUCGCCCGCCGAACCACCCACCCUCACGCUAGAGAGAACGUGUCUGUUAUUUACUGUGCCACAUGCGGGCAUAUUUCACUCUGCAACUCCCCGACACCACACGCCAUGCAUACCCUCCCAAAGCCCCCCAGGAAACCCCGGUAGACCGGACCAAAAAAAGAAAAGCCAAAUCAUAACGUCAUGGGAAGCCAAAACCCAGCAUCAACCCGACCGACCGACCCCCGAAGAGGCGAGUUGCCCCACCCACACAACAAGACAACUUCGGGCGAUUCUAGCCGAAGCAGGCCAGCGCCUCCAGCGGCCUGUCCCGCCCGCUGUCGAUGUGCUGCUGCUGCUGCUGCUGCUCGGGGGUCUCCUGCUGCCUCGCGGCAAAGGUCUCGCCGAGGAACUGCACAAAGACGUCGAUGUCGCGGGCGGUGCUCAUGGGCCCCAGGCUCGCGCGCACGACGCCCGUAGGCAGCUGGUUCACCAUACUGAGGCCGUGGGGCCCGCAGUGGUGGCCGGCCGACAUGGCCCGCUCGAGCUCCCAGGGCUCGUAGUCGAGGGCCGUGAAGAGGCCGCCGGGGCAGCAGAUGCCUGUGGGUUCGGGAGGUCACAAAAGGACGUGUAUGUGUUAGCAGCCCAUUUUUUUUUGGAGGGGGCGUGGAGGGGCUACUAGUUAUAGUAGCAGAUAUCGGGACUUACCUCCGGAGCGGAUAUAUAUGCCCUUGCUGUUGGCCACCUCCUCGACCUCGGAGUAGGGCACGUAGGUGCCGUCCGGGUUCACGACGUUGAAGGCCAUGGUGGCCCCUUGCCUGUCGGCGUCGCCAAAGGCCGGGCGCGUGCCCUCCUCGUCGCCGUAGAUGUGGCACACGGGCGCGCCGUCGUGGUGCCUCAACCCGGCGACGCCGCGGAACAGGCGCGCGGCCAGGCGGCUCGUGUGGCGCGACACGUUGUCCAUGGACCCGUACAGGCGCUCGUGCACGCCCAUGGCCUCGCCCAGCGCCAGGAUGCUGUGGAACGGCAGCGUGCCGUCCUCGAGCCCGUCGUGGAUGCUGUACUCGGCGGCGGCUCCAGGCGGCUGGGCCGCCGCCGCGGCCGAUGCCUCGUGGCCUUUGGACAUGUGCCACGCCUUGCCGACGGCGCCCACCAUGGUGACGGUGCCGCCGCCAAAGUACUUGCGCAGUGUCAGGAUGUGGCCCGAGUCGCGCCGCACCACGAGCCCGCCCAGGUCCGGGAAGCCAAAGAUCUUGUAGAAGGACAGGGCCGUGAAGUCGGGCGCGGCGUCCGGGUCGGCAAACACGCCUGCCAUGGGCUUGGUCAUGGCCAGCGCCGCCGCGUCGAGGAGGCUGUACGUGUUUGCGUGCAGGCCGCGCCCGCCACUCCCGCCGCCGGGCCCCCCAUGACGCAGCCGGCCGGCCCACGAGAGCGGCAGCCGGCGACCCGACAUGUUGGACUGGCCCGGGUAGGCGAACAGGCCGAGGCCCCCCGCGGCGCGGCGGCGGCCGCGGAUGCUGUUCUCCAUGGCGCCGCGGCCCAUGUCGUCGCCGGCGAGCCAGGCCUCGACCUCCAUGUCGGACCCGAAGCAGCGGGCGUGGCCGGCGCUGUUGCCGCUCGCCACGCCGGCGCCGCCGGCCAGCUCGCGGACGCCGACGAGGCUGGUGUGCGAGUCCUUGUGGUAGCCGUACCAGAAGGAGCCGCUCCAGGUGCGCUCGGCCAGGUCGCGGAAGGCGUCGGCCACGAGCUUGAUGGCGGCCGUGGCGUUGGCCACGAAGACGAGGUCGAAGUGCGCCGGGUCCGCGCCCAGGAACCGGAGCGCCCGGUCCCGGAUCUCGUCCACCAUGUCGCCCGACGCCUUGGCCGGCUCGUUGGCCGAGUGCGGGUUGCCGUACAGGUUCUUGGUCAUCUUGUCGGCGAAGGCCUCGACCGUCGAGCGCGCGUAGAUGGUGGUGCCGCUGUGGUCGAGGUAGAUGCCUGGUGAGGGCUCAUUGUUAGAGAGUUGGGCUUACGCACAGUGUGUUUUCUUGUGAUAGACGACCAAGUGCUGUGUGUAUUGGGUGUAUUGUUGUAGGUGGUUAUAACAGGGAGUGGGGGGUGGGUGAGGUGAAUAAGAGGAACAAAAGUGGACAAGAGUCAAAGCACAUCUCACACUCACCCUGGUUCAUAUGCGGAUACUCCCUGUCCCUCAGCAUCUCGACGGCCUCACCAUAAGGACCCUCGUUGUAUGCCUCGAGACCAGCCGGGGGAGGCGGCAUGAGCUGCGUCGCCGCCGGCUGGCUGUAGGUUGAUGCCCAGCGGCGAAGCGAGUCUCGGGCCGCACUCUGACACGCAGCAGCAUGCUGUCGGGACGAGACGAGGAGGAGCGGCCUGUUAGGGUGGUUGUUGUUGGUGAUGUGUGACCUGGGUCGUCUGACGGCAUGAUCCGCCCACAGGCAUGCCCGUGGCCGCAGGGCCCGGACGGGGCCAUCCAGUCGCAGCAGAGCCAUGCUGACUCUGGGUCUCGACGGGUAGCUUUGCCG